Messenger RNA from Meyerozyma guilliermondii ATCC 6260, 429 nucleotides. RefSeq lists its product as uncharacterized. The record is from RefSeq and is a predicted model, not a curated record. The transcript has a single exon. NCBI's taxonomy places the organism in Eukaryota, Fungi, Ascomycota, Pichiomycetes, Serinales, Debaryomycetaceae. The coding region runs from base 1 to 429 and encodes 142 amino acids.
AUGAACUCCUUACUUCUUUUCACAAUCUUUGCUACUUCAGUUAUGGCAGACGACUUGCUUUCAAAGUUGGUUUCUGACGUUAAAGCCAAUCCACAGGAAUACCUUAGCUACAUUCAAACUGCCACUGCCUCUAUUCCCGAAGAUCUCACCCCAUUAGCUCUCCAAGUACGCACGUACACAGACGAUUCGUUCACGACACUCUUAGACAGCAGCCAGAAAAGCGAAAUUCUGGCGUUUGCUACGGGGUUGCCAUGGUACAGCAGCAGAUUGUUGGAUGAUUCAAACUCCGCAGGGCUGACCGAAACAAAUGGCUCAACCAGCUCAACUGCUAGUUCUGUCUCUGUUUCCGCAAGCGAGUCGACCGGAAAUGCAGGCAAAUUGGUGGUGCCAGGCGUGGGUUUGGCAGCUCUUGCAGUGGUUUUGUUGUAA